Messenger RNA from Penicillium subrubescens, 1959 nucleotides. Its product is annotated as serine/threonine-protein kinase. Lineage: Eukaryota; Fungi; Ascomycota; Eurotiomycetes; Eurotiales; Aspergillaceae. Gene Ontology annotation, molecular function: tau-protein kinase activity; protein serine/threonine kinase activity; ATP binding. The record is from RefSeq and is a predicted model, not a curated record. Bases 1 to 1959 code for a protein of 652 amino acids. Gene Ontology annotation, biological process: protein phosphorylation; microtubule cytoskeleton organization; intracellular signal transduction. Gene Ontology annotation, cellular component: cytoplasm. The transcript has a single exon.
AUGGCGCACUCGGAGAGAAACGCUCUGGCAGGCUUGAGAAUCGAGACUUCGUUCCACCAGCAGCGGUCAGGAUGGCCGGAAGAGAAUGACCCUGGGAGGAGGCGAUCGGCAGCGGGUGGCGAUGGUAUCGAGAGCGACCGCACCAAGAUAAAUCAUGACCACAACGCGCACUGCCGCGAUGCUAAUGAAGACCGCAGUGUGCUCAGUGAAAUGCAUUCAGCCACUCCUCCCAUCUCAGUCCCUCGCGCCGAGGGUCGUUCGCAAGAUAACUCCUCUUAUCCGGAUAGGCCAGAUGAUAUCCAGGGCUCUCCCCUAGACAAUUAUCUAGAAACGCGUCGCUCCUCCAUCACUUUCAACCCCAAAGUGUCCCUUGAGUCAGGCUUGCAGCGUCCGCUCGACGAGCCUUUGGCCAAGGGCGAUGCAAGGAAUCGCACCCCGCUGAAAUUCGAGUCCCGGACCUCAGGCCUCCGAAACGCCCUCUCCCAAGACGAUGACUCGAUGAACUCAAUUUCUGCCCCGUGGGGGGAUGACUCGAAGCGAUCGAAUGAAGAGCGGGGUAUCCCGACCGGAGCCUCCCGCGAACGACACAGUGAUUCCAUGCCUGGCACUGAGUUGGAUCAGCCCACCUCUCUCACAUCGCUUUCGACAGUAUCUCCCAUUGCUGAAGAAGUACGAACACCACCUGGCAGUGUCAAGGACUCUUUGCUGUCCCCGCUUUACAUCACUUCGCCAACGCAAUCAUUUGCGUCCCCAGAAGAUCGCAGCGCAUCAUGGUCUGGGGGGUUGAUCACUCCUUUUGGGAGCAAGUCUCGCAGGUCCACUUUGGAUCGUAGCAGUAGUCUGCGCAGCUCUGCCACCCGAAACCGGCGGUCUACUAAUUCGAGUGGGAAGUCACCCGCCAGUACGUUCCUAUCCAUGUGGUCUACCAAGGACGAGCCGGCCGCGUCUCCUGACGACGAGGGUCAAAUGGUGGGCACAGACUACGUUCUUGGAAAGCAGAUUGGCUUCGGUGGUUUUAGUAUUGUUAAGGAAGCCUACAAGGUGGAGGAGCACGGUGCUACCAAGCGACUUGCUGUCAAGAUCGUCAAGAAGAAUGUUACCGAGCGCAGCGAGAGGGAAAACGAGGAAGUACAAGCGGAGUUCGACCAUGAGGUUCGAGUUUGGCGGUACCUAAACCAUCCUCACGUCUUGACCCUCGACGCCGUUUAUGAGACCGACUUCGCCACCUUCUGUUUUACCAAGCUCGCUAUUGGCGGCACCCUUUUCGACCUGGUCCGCCAGAAUCGCCAGGGCCUUGACAUGAUGCUCGCGAAGAAAUAUACGUACCAACUCGCCUGCGCAAUCCGAUACCUGCAUGAAGAUGCGCGGGUGGUUCACCGCGAUAUCAAGCUGGAGAACUGUCUUCUUGACCCUAUCGAGUCUUCCGACGGCACUACAUCGUCUACUCUAGUACUCUGUGACUUUGGAAUGGCAGAGUGGAUGACUACCGAUGAUGGUGGUGUAUCGCCCGACCCUUACGAUGAGGUCGCUGAUCGUCCUCCACCCAAGCAAAUGGGUCCUGCCGACUCUAGCACCAGUGUUGCAGGUAGUCUGGAGUAUGCCUCCCCAGAACUGCUCGAGUCCGUAAACGGUAUCAUCCACCCUUCAGUCGACAUCUGGGCCUUUGGUGUGAUUGUCUACACAAUGAUUGUCGGGUCACGGCCAUUCCAAGACUCUUUCGCCCCUCGCAUCACGUCCAACAUUCUGAGUGGCACGUGGAAUCGCGAAGCAAUUCUGAAUGGAGUCACAGACGAGCUGCUUCUCAGGGAUCGACAGGAUGCCCUUGACUUGGUCAUUAACUGUUUGGAAAUGAACUUUCACAAGCGAUGGACCAUCCGCGACAUCCUGGCCAGCUCCUGGCUGCGAGAAGUUGCUGAGAGUACUGAAGAAAGCUCACCAGACUCAGUGUGGAAGCUUUAA